GUUUAAGCCAAACGGGAAAUAAUAUAAUUUCCCGUUUGGCUUUAUAAUACUGGAAGGCAAUUGCCACAGCCGGAACUUAAGGGGUAAACAAACCAUAGUUAAACUCCAACAUAUACUUUUAGAACACAAAGAUCUUUAGGAAGUGAUAAUAAAUUAGGCACUUUCAUCAAUAUUUCACGUCCUUAUUAGAGCAGGUACUUUCUUAAAGCUGCAAAAGGCCAUCGGCAAAAACGGAUAUAAUUUUCUUAUCCCAACGACACUCAAAAUAAGAUAUAGAUAUUGUAAUUUAUUAUCUAUCAUAAAGUUAUUGUCAACACGGUUUUCUCUGCUGAUCUGUAACAAAACGUGCGAAAAAAAUUUUAGUUAUUAGUAUAGUCGACAUGAAUUUGCAUAUGAAACAGUUAAGAGCGAAAGCGCUGUUCAAAUUCUCACCGUUUUAAUUAGAAGUGUCCUGCAUGGUAAAAGUAAAAGCCACUCGAGAAGAAAAAGAGUCCAUCGAAACUGUGCACGAAAUGACUAAAUCGGCAAUAAUUGCCUUAAGCUUUGUAUUGGUUUGUUUGGUAGCCAUCCCGGGAAAUGGAUCGAUGGAUGAAGACGGUGAAAUCGAGAAGAUUAUUGAGCAAUCCAUUGACAACGUCGAAAAAAGGAACGGUAGAGAUAGAAAACGUUUAGAAAGCUCUCAAAGGCAAUGGCGCAGGAAUUUUAGAGAAGCCAUGAACGGUGAAAGAAGAAGCAAGGUUGAAAAAGACUGGUAUAAUAGAGCCAAAAUCGCCAGAACUGACCAAAUUAAUAUGAAAAGAUUCAACAAGAUGCUCUCAGGUCCUGUUGCACGGUCGAUAAGUUUGGUUGAACCCCGAUUGUACUUGAAGGAGAGACGUCUGAGGGAUAAAGUGACGUCUGAGUGUGACCGCGAGUUGGAAAGACACCGCAGAGGACUAAGAAGCGGCGCAAAUGUGAACACGACUUCAACACCGAUGACGGCAAACCAGUCAGCAACGGUGACAUCGCAACCCCAAACAACACCAGCACCGCCACCGCCACCCUUAUUCAUCAACUGCACCGGGAUUCAUUCCUGCAGAGGAAGGUGCACAGCCGGUAUGGAUUACGGAAGGAAAGAUGAGCUUAACGAAUGCCGUUGUGAUCCAUAUUGCACGUUUUUCAAAGACUGCUGCGCAGACUUCGACACUUUUUGCCCCGAGGUAGCCCAGGGUAGGCCUCUGCUCCCCCUACAAUUAUACGAGUGUGUGAGCAACUUUCGAGUCUAUGAUAUCUGGAUGAUCACAGUGUGUCCAUGGAACUCGACCGAGGAAAGCGUCUCCCAGAAAUGCAAGUCAAAUGAAAAAAUGACGUCCCAGAAUUACGACAGCGUUAUCCCUGUAACCACCGCCGAAGGGAAGACGUUCAAGAACAGGCAUUGCGCCGCAUGUCACGGCGUCAAGACAAGCGACAUGAGGUUCUACGGUUUGGACAUGAAUUGUGAACUCUCACCACCGGAAGGCUUCUCAAGAACAGAAACCAUAAAGUUUCUAUUGGAGUAUUGCUCAUAUGUGACUUGGAAACCAACUGAUUCUCAACCGAGACGACAAUGCUACGACAUCAAGAACCCUUGUGAGAACAUGUUCUCAGAGUACCGUGACCUCUGCCACGUCUUCCCUCUUAGCGUCGUGUGGCACGACCGAGUAAAUUACAGAAAUAUCUACUGCGCUGCGUGCGAAAUGGUCGAUACAAAUAGCCCCCCACUCCUCUGCGGACCGUUGCCUAAAGGGGACACUAUGACAGGGCCCAGUAAACCCUUCUCUAUCGUCAUGAACAUCGGAGACGACCAGGACCCAAAUCCCAAGUUUCAAAAAGUGAAAAUUGAAUGUGACAUAGACGAAGUUUACGAUCCUUAUUUGGAGAUGUGUCGAAAGGCCGCGUUCGUGCCGGAUUCGAUACCAGGCUCCUCGCGCUUUGACGAGUUUCGCGUUGCAUUAUGGGUUACGCGAUUAUCCAAGAAUAGCGUGCCAAUUUCUUUUCUUUCUCAGGUUCUCAUCAUUGGGAGUUUGGCUGAAACCUUUAGCCUGAAUGUGACAACCAUAGGCAAUCUCGCGCGCGAGAUUAUUCGUGAUAUCGAUGUCGAUAUUUUUGUAUUUGAUGUGACAGUGGAAGAUAAUUCAACAGCGAAGAGGCGAAAACGCUCCAUGUCACGGACCUUCGACGAUCUGGUUCAAUUCAAGGAGCCAAUCGAAUGGCUUAUAGACAAUGAAAUUUUCACAGUUCUCAAAGCCACCUUCAGACGACUCAGCUGUGUUAACGUUGAACACUACCCCCCUGGGGAAUACACUGUUACGCCAACGGGGGAGGUGUACGUUAACAAGACUGGAGACACCUUUAACAAGAAAGACUUCUACUCGAAUGAAACAUCCGAGAAAUCGGGUAUUUCACACAAAGUCCCUGUAGGAACUGUUGUGGUCUGCCGGAAGAGACUGGCUACUUCUGACAAUUGCACCGGAAGUUACAUUUUCAUAGAAAGCUAUGAAUAUGUUAUACUUUCCAACAAGUCUUUGUUCCAUAAUGCCACACGGAGAGUAUACCAAUUUGAUCAGUAUACCGUCAAUGAAAAUAAGACUGCUACUAUUUGUAGUAACUUCACAGACAAGUCUUAUACUAAGAAACAACGGAUAGAAAUAGGAGGGUCCUCCAAUGUUGAACUAGCAUUGACGGUGCUGACCUAUGUUGGACUGAUACUGUCAGUGGCUUGUCUGUUGGUUGUGGUAGUGACAUAUUCCUUGUUUAGUGAGCUACGUACGGCACCCGGUGUAAACCUGUUAAACUUGUCUAUCUCGAUUCUGUUGGCACAAUUCCUGUUUCUGGUCGGAUCCGGUCAAACCGGUUCUAAGGCUGGUUGCGUUUUCAUCGCCAUUGUUUUCCACUAUGCAUUCCUUGCCUCGUUUUCAUGGAUGUCGAUCAUAGCAUUUGACACAUGGCGGGCUUUUUCGUUUAGUGGCCAAUCAGCGAUGAGAUCAGACAAAGCAAAACAGCGUCAGCGAAUCAUGAAGCGUCUCGCCAUUGGCUAUCUCUCGGUAUUUGUUCUGGUUAUUAUUCUCACAGCACUGGACCAAUCAGGGGCUUUUGCUAUACGAUAUGGUGGCAGCAAAGGAUGCUGGAUCAACAAUGGUGAUGCUAAUCUCUACAUCUUUGUCAUUCCUGUUUCGCUGGCCCUGGUAUGGAACGCAGUAUUCUUCGUUUUGACAGUCAAAGCCAUCCGCGUUGCCAAGCAACAGUCACGUGCAGCUGUUAACGAGGGUGACCAAAAGCGUGACAUCGCCGUGUACGCCAAGAUUGCGUCCCUGAUGGGUUUCGCGUGGGUCUUUGGCAUUCUCGCCGCGUUUAUCUCCGAGUAUCUCAUGUUCCCGUUUGUGAUUUUCACGACAGCUCAAGGCGUUUUCAUUGCGGUGUCUUUUGUGUUCACCCGUCGCGUGUGGAAGCUGUACGCGCAGAAGUUCAGCUCCGAUGCGCAUUCCAGGUCGCUUCACAAAGAACAGGGGCGAAGUAAUGCUGCAUUCAUCUCUAGCAAAACGAAGAUAAAAGAGACACAAUUUUGUCAUAGGACGACAAAAAAAACAGACACAGUUGUGACAUAGGACGACAACAACAAACACAGUUAUGCCAUGGAACGACAGCAACAGACAGUUAUGGCAUAGAACGACAGCAACGGACACAGUUAUGACAUAACACGACAACCGCAGACGCAGUUAUGACAUGGGAAGACAACAACAGAGACAAUAAUGACAUAGUACGACAACCGCAGACGCAGUUAUGACAUAGGACGACAACCGCAGACGCAGUUAUGACAUGGGAAGACAACAACAGAGACAAUAAUGACAUAGUACGACAACCGCAGACGCAGUUAUGACAUAGGACGACAACCGCAGACGCAGUUAUGACAUGGGAAGACAACAACAGAGACAAUAAUGACAUAGUACGACAAGAACAGAUACAAUCCUGACAUGGGAUAACUGGAAAGUUUGGGAAAAACAGACUAAAGCCAACAGUCAAAUAAAGAUAGAGUUAUUGACAAAUAUUGAGGACCGACAAGACUAGGGAAUAAAAAAAGGACAGAUUUAAAGUUGUACAGUUGCAUUGCGGAUUGAAAUAUUUUGGCUUCAAUAUUAUUGAAGGGGAAAAAGCUGCCCAAGUGCCACGCCCUCUCUUUCGACGAAUACUAGAUCCUCUUCAAGUUCAAAAAAAUAGUAACGAAACACAUUUCUGGCAUAGGGACGGCUGGAUAGGGGAAAAAGACCAUGAAAACAGAUAUAAAGCUGACAGUCGAGCAAAAGGCAACAAGACACAAUUUAACAUAGGAUUUACAAGAUGGUCAAAUUCGUACACAAGGCGGGAAUGAAAAGAGGAAUUUAAAAAAUGACAACAUGAAAUAUGUUUCAAACAUUUAAUACAAAUAAGUUUGAUUUCGAAUGUACACAACUUAAAGUGAUUACAUAAUGUUUCUCAAGCAUAAAUGUUUUUUCGCUUAUUGGGCUUUGCUCUCAACCGAAUUUCUUCUCUUUUUCUGGUUGACCAGUUACCAUAAAUAUAUUAUAACCAUUUGACACAUUUAAGUUAUUUUAUGGUAUGCUCAAUAUUUAAAGCGAUUACAUAUAAAUAACAUCGACAUUUCCCCUGUUGUUGAUAUAUUGGGUUUUGCCCUUUUUCCUUUAUACACUAAUAGUGAUUACAUGAAAUUUAUUAAAAACAUGCUGAUAUUGAUGAGUACUUAAAGAAUCUCUUCACAUUAGUAAAACCGAUUUCAAAACGCACACUGCAACGCUCUGCUGUGAAUUACUAUAAACGAAAUCUGUGAUUUAUUCGUUGGAAUCUGUGUGCUUUCGUGUUGCAUUUGGGCUGUUGGUUACUCUAUGCUAAGGGUGAGUUAAGCCCUUAGUCAGCCCCCACCCCUACCAAAAACCUCAAUGCUCGUUCCCAGUUUUUCCCGGCUUGCUAAAUCCUCCACCGGAAGUGCUCCGCUGAGAGGCCAUGAGCUUCGAGUGUCGUAAAUCAAGAUCCCGACCCCUGCAAAACAUCGCUCUGAACGACCUCCUAAAAGGUCUUGUACGCCAGGCGUAAAGCAGAGUAUUCAAAGCAGGAUUUGUGUACAUAAAAUUCAAUGAAACCAAAAAAGAAGCAUAAAGUUUGUUGAUAUCACACGUUAAACAGCGCUUCAUCAUUGUGAGAGUCACCUGGAAUGGAACUAACGUUAGGAACAAUAACAAACCGACCAGAAUCACAGUCAGUAACAGUUGCUUAUGGAAUUUCAGUUCUCUUGCCUCGGUCUGCUGAUUCGACGCGUUCUUUGGAGCGCAUGCGCGCGUUCGCUUCCUGAGUCCGCGAUAGAUGAACAGAUAGCACAGCAGUAUUGCACCAAAUGGCACGGUGUGGUGAAGAUGUGUGUCCAACAACUCGUAGACUUCAAAGUUGAUAUCCGCAAAUUGCAUCAUGGUGAAUAGAAGGGCGUAUGCCCAAACACCGCACGACACCAAAAUCGACGAUUUAAACGUGAUGCAAUUGCGAUGAAAAAUGGGGAAAAGUGUGCCCAGAAGGCAUUCCACGGUCAAUGCGACGAUAACGACCACGACGCUUGUAAAUGUGAAGAAUCCCGAAGCCGUUUGAAUGGUUUUGAGAUCCAUGUUCACGUAGCCCGAGCCAAGGCCUUCAAAUAGCGCCAUGGCGUAUGUCGUAUCAGUCACGAGUCCGAACGCGAGGUUUGUUAAAGCGAGGGAGGUGAUAAAACCAGUGGACGGCUUUCGAAGGCACUUGAGCGGGUCCUUUACAAUGACAAAAAGAAGACUCGUGUUGAUGAUGGUCGUGGAGACGGACAGCACGAUUGCCAUGAUCCCGGACAGAUAGAUAACGGUGCUGGAUACUAUGGGUAGUCCGGACAUGAUUAUUUCCUACACCUGAGGAAAAAGCAAAGUGUUAAUGGAAUAGAGGAAAGUUAUCGUGGAAUGUUUGAUUAGGUCAUUCAAGACAAAACUUUGCGAUAGUGCAAUCCUGUGCCGAGUUUCUAGAAAACGUGCAAACAGAGACAAAUGAAAUGUUGACGAGCUAGAUAAGAAUAAGCACCAUUGUGUUUUCAAUUUAGAUAACAACAACGAAUUCGGGGAAAGGGGAAGGGGAAAUAUUGUGUUGUAGUAUUUGUUUCAAGGUAGAAAUAGAAGAAAAACGUGUACCUGGACUAAUCAACGAAUCCGAACGGAACCCAAUCGAAUUUUAAACGUUGCCAUUGUUUCGACCAUCAACAAAGUGUUUCGAUUCGAUCGAUCGGUAAUCAUAAUAGAUGCAAAAAUAGACUAUUACUAAGCGGAAAUAUUAGUGAAGCCAGCAUUACGAUUAGUUAUUUUAACGUAAAUUUUAUUCGGUUUUAUUCGAUUGAAAAGAUUCGAAUUUCCUAAUAUUGCCAAUCCACCGCCUUUAGUACCUGAUUACCUACUAUCGCCUGUGUUCAGGUACCAUUUGCUUAUGUUUUUCGGUUAUUUGAGAAAACAGCUGAAGUAAGUCGUUAUUUUCCGGCUCAUUAGGAACACAGCUGAAGUAAUUUUGUUUCGGUUUGGUGAAGACACAGUUUAAAUGAUCUGUUUUGUUUCGGCUUUUGAAACAUUAAAUGAAAAUGCUCAGUUUGCAGGUGGGCCGAUUGAUGGAAUAUUUUUGUAAAAGACCAGGCUUUCAUGUACGACAAAAACACUUGACGAAUUAAAUAAUGUAUAAGAUAA
Nematostella vectensis (starlet sea anemone) is the source of this 6746-nucleotide messenger RNA. RefSeq lists its product as uncharacterized. The transcript has a single exon. Gene Ontology annotation, biological process: cell surface receptor signaling pathway; G protein-coupled receptor signaling pathway. The record is from RefSeq and is a predicted model, not a curated record. The coding region runs from base 456 to 3623 and encodes 1055 amino acids. Gene Ontology annotation, cellular component: membrane. NCBI's taxonomy places the organism in Eukaryota, Metazoa, Cnidaria, Anthozoa, Actiniaria, Edwardsiidae. Gene Ontology annotation, molecular function: G protein-coupled receptor activity.